Molecule: messenger RNA, 3982 nt
Organism: Bubalus bubalis (water buffalo)
Lineage: Eukaryota; Metazoa; Chordata; Mammalia; Artiodactyla; Bovidae
Gene: LYSMD4
Product: LysM domain containing 4
Exons: 3
Coding region: 76-969 (297 amino acids)
Source: RefSeq, a predicted model, not a curated record
CAGCUGAUUUCCGCAGCCAAUCGGCAGGCGCGGCGGCGGCGGGUCUCGGUGGAUCCCGGAUGCUGAGUUAAGGAAAUGAGGCAGAAGGAGGUGAUAACCAAGACCUUCCAAAGCCCAGCUGUGGUCUGUAGGACUCGGACCAGCCACGUUUACAUGUUUGAGAAUGGUGUUGAGGACUCCGAGGACUCCUCUGAGGAAGAAUCCCACCGAGUGGCCCUGCGGCCCCGGGGCAAGGAGGGCCAGAAGAAGGGUGCCCACCACCCUCACCGGCCAGGAGCAGGGGAUGUGGUGCUGCUGCAGCGGGAGCUGACCCAGGGGGACAGCCUCAACAAGCUCGCUCUUCAGUAUGGCUGCAAAGUCGCAGAUAUCAAGAAAGUCAACAACUUCAUCAGAGAACAAGACCUAUAUGCUUUAAAAUCUAUUAAGAUUCCAGUGAAAAACCACGGCAUCCUAACAGAGACCCACAAAGAACUUAGACCCCUCCUGAACUCAUCCUCAGAGACCAGAGUGACCUUCGAGGAGCAGCCAGACCCAGACAGAGCAGCUGUCAAUGCCAGUGCCUCACCUAGCUCACUGACGGAUUUCUUUAAGGGCAUUGAUCAGAGUAUUGAACAUGCAGUUCAAUCAGAAAUCUUUUUGAGUGAAAGUUACUCCAUAGAGACGUCCAGUCAGCCACUGCUUCCUGCUCCUCCGAAGAUACCAACAAAUGGUGCAGACUGUGGAAUUCAGUGGUGGAAUGCUGUUUUUAUCAUGCUUCUAAUUGGAGUUGUUUUACCAGUGUUUUAUUUGGUCUAUUUUAAAAUACAAGCUACUAGUGAGACCCCUAGUAUCUUGAAUACAACUGCUAUCCCUAAUGGCUCCAUGGCAGGGAAUGCAGUUCCAGGGCAAGCCCCCAGAUUAGCAAUUCCAAUGCCAACCAUCCCCUCUUCAGACAGCCAGUUCAGUCAGACCACCCACGGGGGGAGCUAGCUCUUGUUUCUAAGGAACCAGGCCAGCUAUAGCACUUGGGCUUCUGCUGAUGUUGGCCGUAUCUUAGCAUGCUGCUUUUUUUUUUUUCCUGUGACGUAUGGACAGAUUUCAGAAGUCACCCUCAUGUUCUCAGUCACAUUCAUCAUGGGGAGUGGACUCAUCAAAGCCUGUGGGAGCCAAAACAUCAGCAUUCUCAACCUCUUUUACAUCCAGAGAAAAGCGACAGGAGAGACGUUUGCACAUGGCAAUGCUGCUCCUUGAAGGCAUUUAGUGGACUGGACUUGUGUGUCUUCACAAUAGCACUGUAGGCCCUCAAGUUGGACAUGCUUGGAGGGAGAUGAAUGCCUUGGCAGAUGGACCUGCGUAUGGGAGACCCUGGUGUCAGCUUUGUCUAUCUGUGUGUUGCUUUGUCCCCUGCCUAUUGUGGAGGGAUGACUGGCUCUGAAAAACGAUGUUUUGUAUAUCUCCCCGGCAAAAACGGUAUGCAAUAAUGAGAUGCCACCCUGUUUCAGGGCGUGAUACAUUAGAGUUGUAACAAGCCCUGCUUCACAUUUACACCCAGAUAGCUUUUUUAUGUCAUGUCUAGAAUUUUGAAAGCCCUAAAUCUAAACUGCUGUAGUAUUGAGUAAGUAGCAGUUCUGUUCCUCAUAAUUUUAGAGCUCCUUAAUCUGACACAGAGGCACAUUUUAAGCUCUUCAUGGCAUAGCCGGCACUUCUGGCCGGAACAUUUGAAGGCCAUGGCCCAGUUUCACCUGAGGACCUUUUCCAUAGUGAUUGCUAACUGGAUUCCCCAAGUCAGCAUCCUUGGAAGGAGCUCGUUCUGAUCUGUAUCGAGUGGAGUAGGUAUAGGGAGAAAGAUGAGUGCCUUAUCACCCAGGUCCCAACACGUGACAUUUCUAAGGCUGAGCAGUCACCAGCCCAGCAUCUGCUGGCCCUUGUAUGCUCCUGGCAAAGUGGUGCAGGGAGAAUGAAUGUACUUGCUCUGCUUCCUUGAUCCUGUUCUUAGGACUUCUAGAGUCGUAGAACAGGAUUAGGACUCAGUCACCUUUCUUUGGGUGAAUACAAUGUAGCUCAUGAUGUUAAAAUACCGAACACUUACUGUAGAGCCUAGAGGUGACCCUUGCUGUGGAAGACCAUAAAAAGAGAUGCCUGAGGUUUGCCCAUCUUCUCUAACAUGGCAACAGCGGCGUUAAGUUUGGAAGCUCGUGGAGGGCCUGGUUGGCCUCUGAGGCCUUGCUGUUGUGACAAGGGUGAUUGGGGUGAGGGUAGGAGCCUGCCUUGGUCCCAUGGAGGAGUGGAAAUUGGCCAGGGUGGCUGAGCCUUGGAAAGGUCUGCCUCCAGGGAGAAAAACAUGAUGAACAAACGCUGAGCUUUGGGCAAGUUUAAGGCAUUUGACACCUUUGGCCUAGAGAUCAGUUUAAAAGAGCUCAUGUAAGAAAAGGGGAAUGUGGUGGAUGAGUACUUGAGAUGGGUUUUCAAUUUCUCCUCUCAAUCAAUCAUGUGAAAAACUGUUUUGUCCUGGGUUCAAUUAGCAGAUUUAAAUCAUAAAACUAAAUGUUUUCUUCAAAGUCAAACUGGUCUUAAAGUGAACUUGUGAAUCAUUGCUACAGGAAAUGUUUUGAUCAUAUAAAUGCCUUUCUAGUCAAAUGUUUGUGUGCUGUGCCCAAGGACCACAGGUUUCUCUAACAUUUUGUCACCAUUAAUUUCAAAAGGCAGGAUGCAGGCUCAUGAGAAAAUUACUUUUGCCAGGCAAAGAACUGUGUCCUUUUUUCAAGUGGAAUAAAAUAAUUUCUUCUGUGAAGGAAAAUUGAUUCCUCCCUUUUAAUUUGGGAAUUGGUAAUUCAGAAUUAAAAGAUGUGGGAUGAUGCUGGAGAAAAUGGAGUUGUCUGUGUCCAAGAGGUGAGGCCUGCCCAAGGAUUGUGCCCACGGUUACCCCAAUAGGUGGAGAACAAGUGUUAACAAACACAGUCUCAUUGAUUGGCUACAUGACAUGCUUUAAAAUUGUUUUAGGUAUACAUAAAAGAUACCAUGGAGCUCACUUUCUGUAUGUUUUACUGCAUUUGUAGUGUGUUUUGGGAGUUAUGUUGUAAAGAAAUAAUUAGACUUGUUAGAUAGUCUCCAGUUCUUUUGAUUGAACUGUUGUGCUUAAUAUUGCAGAAGUCUAGGGAAUCUAUCAUCAGGCAAAGGAUACUCCCAUCUGGGAAGGCAAGGAUGCAGAGACGAAGCAGAUGCCUUAGGGUCACCCAGAGCAGGUCUACCCAAUCACAGCCAUGACACAGUCCUUCCUCAGGAAUUUAGUUCUUUACUUUGCCUCUGUGAAUGCCUAAAUGAGGGAGAAUAACAUGGGCCCUAAGAUGAUGGCUCAUAGAGGGGAUUUUAACAUUUUUUCCCAGUUUCAUUGAGAUAUAAUUGACAUACAGCACUAUAUGAGUUUGAGAUGUACAGCAUAAUGAUUUGACAGAUAUGUUGUGAAAUGAUUACGAGUUUAGUUAACAUCCAUCAUCUCAUGUAGAUACAAAAAAAAGAAAUAAAAAAAAAAAACCAUGGUUUUUUCCUCUUGUGAUGAGAACUCAGGAUUUCUUUUCUUAACAACUUUGAUAUAUACCAUAUAACAGGUGUCAACUAUAGUCAUCAAGUUGUACAUUAUUACUUUUGUAAUACUUCUCAUAACUGGAAGUUUAUACCUUUUGACCACAUCUUCCAAUUUCCCCACUGACCUCACUCUCUGCCUUGGUAGCUACAAACCUGAUCUCUUUCUAUGAGUUUGGGUUUCUUUUCUUUGCGUUUUUUUUUUUUUUUUUUUUAGAUUUCAUGUAUAAGUGAGAUCAUACAGUAUUUGUCUUUCUCUGACUUAUUUCACUUAAUGUAAUGCUGUUAAGAUCCAUCUGUGUUGUUCCAAAUGGCAGGAUUUCCAUCUUUUUAAUAGCUGAAAAACAUUCCAGUGUAUGUUUAUGUAUCACAAUUUCUUUAUCCAUUCAUCCCUCAGUGGACACUUACGUUGUUUCCAUGUCUU